AUGAAGCUCUUACAAGCAGCAGCUAUUGCCAUCAUCUACGCCCAGGCAGCGCUCUCUGCCCCAGCCGACGUUGUCUCUGUGCAAGCAGACGCCAAUGGUGAAUGCGGCUCCCUCGGAGUCAUGAAGGUCGACAAUGCCACGCUGCCCGCCAACGUUGACCGCAACAAUAUUCGCAAGUGUGCUGGCCACCCGGAGGGACUCGGAGAAGGACAAACAAGGGCGGCUACUGCUGGGCAAGUUGUAGCCUCGACAGGAAGUGGUGCUGGACAGCUAACAAUUGGGGCUACGGUCCGUGGUCGACUUGCAACACUCCUUGGGAUUGUCUUUCAAGACAUGAAAGCGUGGCUUGUAGCCAAGGUAACUGCAAGGAAUGCGGAGGAGCCUGAGCUGGAUUUCGAUACGGGUGUCAAGGUUGUACAGGGAACAAAAGGAUGGCCUCGCCGCCGGACUCGAAUUGUCGAAUCUAAGCAGAGAUCUUGA
This is a messenger RNA of Metarhizium acridum CQMa 102, 480 nucleotides long. The record is from RefSeq and is a predicted model, not a curated record. NCBI's taxonomy places the organism in Eukaryota, Fungi, Ascomycota, Sordariomycetes, Hypocreales, Clavicipitaceae.